This is a messenger RNA of Chaetomium strumarium, 1452 nucleotides long. Its product is annotated as putative amidoligase enzyme-domain-containing protein. The transcript has 2 exons. The annotation marks the transcript as partial. The record is from RefSeq and is a predicted model, not a curated record. NCBI's taxonomy places the organism in Eukaryota, Fungi, Ascomycota, Sordariomycetes, Sordariales, Chaetomiaceae.
AGCAUGAGCCGCAGCAGGGCUGCUCCUCCGCGUCUGGCGCCUACGUUUGGAGUCGAAAUCGAAAUCUUCGUUAGACUCAAACCUAGUUUCGAAGAGAAUAUUCGGCGCAAGCGACUAAAGAAGGAACACCUACCUGAUUACUUCCAAGAGUGGCAAGAAGAUCUGCCCAAUGAUUCAAACGACAGACUCGCGGUACGUCAGCGAUUACGUGUAUGCUUCGCCCUCAAGGCUCUUAUAGAGCAGGAGUUAGGCCCGGAUAGUGGCUGGAGGUGCGAACUCGACCUCAGCCUGCGCCAACAUGAGCUGACAGCACCUCCUGAUCCCCGCAAAUGGUGGGGCAUCGAGAUGAUCUCGCCGCCAAUGUCUAUCAAUAAGCAUUGGCAACAGGAAAUUGAGCAGGUGUUUGAGGCUGUCGGCCAGCAGUUCAAUUUCUGGACCACGGAACACACCUCCUGCCACGUGCAUAUCACGCCCGGGCCAGAUAGGUCGAGCAAGUAUACGGAAGGUGAACUUGCUAACGUUGCAAAAGGCGCCUACUUUUGGGAAACGGCACUGCUGGAUCUUCUGCCGGUAGACCGUAAGAAGACCAAAUAUGCACGUCCAAACUAUGAACUAUACGCGGGUUUGGAGUACUCCAAGGUCGGCCAGGAUAGCUGGGGACCUCUCUUCAAGAAGAUCGACGCCACAGCAGAUAAAGGGCGGGAGAUCUUUGUACAGAGGAUGAUGGGAAUCCCGGAGCUGGACGAGGAUGGCAGCCGGUACGGCUCUCACAAUUUCGAACCCGUACCAGUGGAGGUGCUGGGUACAGUCGAGUUCCGCCGCCAGGCCGGCGUCGCCUCGGCGGAAACCACCAUUCACCGCAUACUCCUCGCCAUUACGCUCCAUAUCAGUGCUCGAACCUACGACUUCAAGCGUGCCCAGUCGCGAAGGUCUCACCCAUCCAGCGACGAACUGAUCGCCGAACUCGCUCGCUGCGAGAGACUCCUCCCUGCGGAGACCUGCAAGCCUCGUUAUAGCUUCGUAAGGUGGCUUCAGGACUGUCAAAGGGACUACCGCGGCGGCAGAAGGUUCACCGAGAAGGAGAUCAACGAUCGCGAGGCGGCGUUGCGCCCGCGGUCCAUUCGGGACCUCGAACCCGCAACCACUAGUGCCGGACGAGCCACCUCAGGUCGGUCAGCACAGGGCACUGGCACGGCAUCUGCCGGCCGCGCCAACGUCGGCGGAGAGAGACAGGGAGGAUCUGCGCCACUGCCAGUUCGGCCAGCACAGAGCACUGCCAGGACGUCUGCAGGGCGCACCAACGCCGUCGGAGGGAGGUCCGGAGGAUCUGAUCUCUCUCGGUCAGCACAAAGUGGAACAGCCUCGGCAUCAUCGGGGCGCGCCAGCGCCGCCGUAGUCGAACGGAUAUCAACCAGCAGAAGCGACAGACCGUCCAGUUCGGUCCCAAGGUGA